Messenger RNA from Paramecium tetraurelia, 2151 nucleotides. RefSeq lists its product as uncharacterized. The transcript has 2 exons. Gene Ontology annotation, biological process: phosphorelay signal transduction system. Gene Ontology annotation, molecular function: phosphorelay sensor kinase activity. NCBI's taxonomy places the organism in Eukaryota, Ciliophora, Oligohymenophorea, Peniculida, Parameciidae. The record is from RefSeq and is a predicted model, not a curated record.
AUGCUAUUGGCAAGAAAUAGAAACUUAAAUAUCUAUGCACAAUUAGCAAUCAAUGUCAUUAGUGUAGUUGCGAAAUAAAGUGAUUAAUUUUUGUUGCUCCAAACCUUUGUGGGAUUUGCACUAUUUUUAUAAAACGAUCAAAAGAGAUGGGUUGUAAAUAUCCUCACUUGCUUAAUCCAAGUAGCCAUAAUUUGUUUUUAUUCAUAAAAUAAUGAAAUCCAAUCAUACUUAAUGAGUGUUUUCACUGUUAUAUCUGUAACAUACUUUUAUUGGGCUAUCAAAUUACCCACAUUGAAAAAACAAUCCAGUGGAAUAGAGUUUUUACCUUUGAACCAAUAAAAUUCAGUUAAAUCUAGCUUAUCAGUAGAUGAAUUGCCUUAACAUCCUUAAAAUACAAUUAUACUCGAAAAUUAAAUCUUAGACAUUAAAUAUAUUUCAAAUUCUCUAAAGGACUUAUUAUUUUCUGACUAAAUUUCAGAAUUCAAUUUAUUGGACUCAAUUAAUAUCUUGAAAGUAGAUAAAUAGACCUAGCGUAAUCUAAACUAGAAGAUCAAAGGAAUAUCAUUUCGUUAAUUGAUUGACAAAUGCUUAAUUCUUCAAAAAACUGAUGACAUUUUAAUUAUAAAAACAAAUAUUCUUAAAUUAGAGUAUUAUUAAAUUAAGGUGCGUUUUUCGAAAGAAGGCAUUACACUGCAAUUAGAAGAUGUAAAAGAAUUCGCUAAAUACGUCAAAAAGAAUUCAUGUUUCGCCUUAAUGAAUAAACUAUUUUAAUCAUUUAGUCACGAAUUCGGGACUUUGUUAAAUUAAAUUGCUCUAAUUUCUUAAAAUGGUUAAAUCUAAAAUCCAAACAUGAAAGAACAGUUUGAUUUAAUUUACAAUUGUUGUGUUAUUAUGAAUAAUAUGGUUAAAGACUUAAAAGACUUUCACUAACUGAGGAGUAAAACAUUUUAAUUAGAAAUUGUUGAUGUUAACAUUGAUGGAUUAUUUAAUGAAUUACAUCACUUAUUCAAAUAGUAAGCAAUUGCAAAGCAAAUAUCUAUGUUCAUGAUUAAUAAAGUGAAAAUAGGGUUUAAAUAAGAUGAACAGAGGAUAAAGUAGAUAUUGUAGAACUUAAUAUAAAAUGCUAUCAAAUAUACUAAUUAAGAUGGCGCAGUAUAUGUGACUGCUGAAAAAUACGAUGAAAAAAGAAUUAAGUUUUCGGUUCUCGAUUCAGGUAUAGGAAUCAGUGAGGGUGUAUCCUAGAAUAUAAAAUAAAUGCUCAGUAACGAUUUGAUUUUAACUUCCAAGAUUUCAGAAGGAACUGCAGGUUUGGGCUUAGGAUUGUUAAAUUCAAAUUACUUAACUAAAGAAUUGUCAUCCUUCAAAUAGGCCAAUAAGGAAUUCUUAUAAUUUAGUUCAAAGUAGGGAGAAGGUAGUAAUUUUUGGUUUUAUGUAUGGAAAUACAAUCUGUUGGAGUCUCCAUCUAGUUAAUUCGAAAAUAACUCAAUACAAAUCUUAGAAAAAAAAGUGUUUCUUCAUUAAAAAACCAAUAAUAUUCCACCGCCGCCAAGUUUAUCAAACUCAAAAAGCUGCCCAUCUUAAUUCAAAAGAGUGAGUCCCAAAAAACGUUCAUAUACUAGAACCUCAAAUUAAGCGUUCUUUCCUGCUGAUGUUUAAGAAGAUAAUGCAAUUGUAAUAUAGGAAGAGAGCGAUAAAAUUGAGGAUGACCCAAAACCCAAUCAUCAAUCGGAUGAAUGCCAAUGUUGUAAAUUACUACUUGUGGACGACGAACCAGCAAACUUGUUUCCAUUAAAAAUCAUGAUUAAGAUGCUAGGAUAUGAAACUGAUUUAGCUAAUAGUGGAAUGUAAGCAAUCAAUCUAGUUUAAAUGAGAAAUAAUUAGCAUUGUUAAUAUCGAUUAAUUUUAAUGGAUAUAAAUAUGCCAUAGAUGGGAGGAUUAGAAACUACAAGAAGAAUUAAAAUUUAUAAUCCUAAUAUUAUAAUUGUAGCAUGUUCAGCAUUCAGUGAUAUGUAGACAAAAUAUGAGGCUUAAUCUGCUGGAAUGCAAAAUUAUUUGGAAAAACCAAUUAAUAAAGAAAGCCUCAAAGAAAUUUUAGAAACUUAUAUUUGAUAUAUAAUUUUAUUUAUCUUCUUUUGAUCUUAUAUUAGAGAA